UUGGGUUUCGGCUUGUUAUGGUCGUCCAAGCGCUAUAGAUGAGUCUACAUGCGAUGUUGAUCUCCUUUCAAUACCAUCAGAUCCAAAUCCAGAUGAAGAAACACGAUUGCAUAUAGCUUGGAUCUUACAUAUUAAUUUGUUGCGCAUUUUUGCUCAAGUUCGUAAAUAUUUACAUGGUUGGGCAAAAAUUGCUGGCAGUAGUCGGGAGGAAAAUCAGUUUCGUUUUUUAGAUGGAACUUUAGGGAAAUGGUUUUAUACUUUACCACAUUGGUUAAAAUUUGAAGAAAUGGCACAAGAUCCGAAAGGAAGUUUCUUAGGUGCAAUCGGAGGAGAAAUGCAUACUCUUUUCUGGACGGUACUUAUUCUUCUUCAUAGUCGCAAUCUUACCAUGUUCACUUCGGAUCAUUCGUUGGAUGAUUCAAAUUUGCCAUCUCAAACUAUUUGUGUUCAUGCUGCAAUAAUUCUUCUCCAUUGUCUUGAUGUACUUAUGAAUACUGUGCCAAAUUUUUAUGAACAAUCUUGCACUGCUCUUUUUUCGUUUGCACCUGCCAUACGUGUGUUAACGUGGACUGCUAAACGUGGUGAUUCUAAAUCAGAACUUAUGGUACAAAGGCUAAAUGAGAUUAAGAAAGAAGUUGCAGAGAUUGCAAGGCGAAGAUUUGUUGACCAAACCACAGGUGAAGGUAGAUUAGAUGGUGAGGAAAAACUAAAAGGAAGUUUAAACGUAUUUAAGGCGUACGAAGAACAAGCGACGUUUGAUUCUGAAAAACAAAAAGAUAAUUUGUAUAAAAAAUACCGAAAGUCCCCUAACUUACCUACGUGGGGUGAUGAUAAAAAUAAUUUCGCUUUUACCUUCAAUUUACCUGUUAAUUUUAAUAAUUCAACUACACAAUAUUUAUCAUCACAACAUCCUAUUGACGGUGAUCAACAAAAUUAUCAACAAUCGACUACUGAUAAUUCAACUAUUUCAAAUAUUUUUUUUGACUCUAUUUCAUCUCAGAACGCUUCCACUUCCAUCUUUACAAAUCUUACAGUACCGCAAAAUCCUGAUUUAUCUUACAAUCAACAAACAAAUAUGCCCAUUUUUAGCAACAAUAACUUUAAUUUUUAA
This is a messenger RNA of Racocetra persica, 1111 nucleotides long. The record is from the annotation of a GenBank genome assembly. NCBI's taxonomy places the organism in Eukaryota, Fungi, Glomeromycota, Glomeromycetes, Diversisporales, Gigasporaceae.